Tachysurus fulvidraco (yellow catfish) is the source of this 8047-nucleotide messenger RNA. It is a transcript of the gene rreb1a, whose product is annotated as ras responsive element binding protein 1a. NCBI's taxonomy places the organism in Eukaryota, Metazoa, Chordata, Actinopteri, Siluriformes, Bagridae. The transcript is spliced from 13 exons. The record is from RefSeq and is a predicted model, not a curated record. Bases 647 to 5647 code for a protein of 1666 amino acids. Gene Ontology annotation, molecular function: DNA-binding transcription activator activity, RNA polymerase II-specific; RNA polymerase II cis-regulatory region sequence-specific DNA binding. Gene Ontology annotation, cellular component: nucleus. Gene Ontology annotation, biological process: regulation of transcription by RNA polymerase II.
GAGAGAGAGAAAAAAAGACAGAGAUGAGAUGCUUGGAGCAGCUUCGGUCCCCUUGGAGACUCCGGCAGGAGCGCAACACGUGAUGAGAUAGAGAUAGAGAGAGAGAGAGAGAGAGAGAGAGAGAGAGAGAGAGAGAGAGAGAGAGAGAGAGGAAAGAAAGAAAGAGAGAGAAAAGAAAGAGAAAAGAAUAGAGAGAAAGAAAAGAGUGAGAGCGAGUGAGAGUGAGAAGAGAACGCGCGGAGAGUAAAUAGAACCGAACUGAAAAGAACAGAACAGAGGAGAACAGAGGAGUAAACACGACUUGAAGCGCGUCUCCUCUCCUCCCACAUCUCGUUCUCCUCCUGUGGGGGAUUCGGAAGAAGAAGAAGAGGAGGAGAGAGAACACGGAGUUAACGAACUUUCUGCACAUCCUCGGGAAACGCCAUUUUGAUUCCUCUCCGGAACAGCUUUACUUCUGUACACCUCUAUCUCUCCUUCUCUUAACCCACCGUCAUCAUCAUCACCACCACCACCACCAUCAUCAUCAUCAUCAUCAUCAUGUCUCGGCGAAAGCAGCCAAACCCCAACAAAGUCAGACUGUGAACCGUGGGUGCUGACGCUCGAGGUGCACGGCGGUCCCUCUCCACAGCCUCAUUCGAGGACUGUGAUGGAUAGUUUAGCAGAGGAGAAGAAGACAGGGGAGGAGGUCAGCUCCGCCAUCGGCACCAUGAAGGCCAAGCAGACGGAGGAGACGAAUCAACACGACGAGAGUCCAAAAAAGUCGGCGGUGAGCGUAGCCGACGCACAGAUCCGAGUGGAGGCAGGGAAAGAUGGAGCAGAUGGAGCAGACCUGUCGUCGAUCACCUCGAUGAUGAGCACCGUGAUGAAAGCAGCUCAGCUUAACGGAGGGGUGGAGAUUUCCAACAAAACCCCCAACAAAACUUCCAAUAAGAGCCCCAGCGCCAGCCGCUCCAGCAGAAAGAGUCAGGAUUCCAAAGAUGACACCUCAACUCACAUCUGCCCACUGUGUGACAAAAAUUGUCAAAGUCAGCACCAGCUUACCAUGCACAUUCGCCAGCAUAACUCGGAAACUGGCACUGCAGAUCACUCCUGCAGUAUCUGCGGAAAGUGCCUGAGCUCAGCCAGCUCUCUGGACCGCCACAUGCUGGUGCACAGUGGCGAGAGGCCAUACAAAUGCUCCGUGUGCGGACAAACCUUUACCACCAACGGCAACAUGCACAGGCACAUGAAGAUCCAUGAUAAAGAUCCUUCCCUCUCCAGUCCCACCAGCCCACUAUUAUCCGGUAAAAGGAAACGCUCCUCUGCUGUUCUUUCCAAGAAGAAACCUACUCAUAGUGACGAUGGAGAACAAGCUGAUGAGCCAUCCAGUAAAAGGCAGGGUGUAGAAGAUGGUGGAGUGGAUGAUCAGACCGGGAGCAAGGGGCAGGAGGAGCAGCUGCCAUGCCCCAUCUGCUUCAAGACCCUCAACUCCAAACACGAACUGGAAGCUCAUAUGGAAACCCAUCCUGACACUGCACUCAGGUGCGAGCAUUGUUGCAUCUCAUUUCGGUCACUUCGAGGUUUGCUCCGUCACAACGCAGCCAUCCAUAAGCAGCUGCCAACCGAUGCCAGUGGACGGCCAUUCAUCCAGGACAACCCCUCCAUACCCCUUGGCUUCAACGAUCUUGCUUUUAUUGACUUCUCCUGUCACAAAUUCCCUCAAAUUGCCCAGGUUUGGUGUGAAACCAAUAUACGCCGCUGCACCAGCAAGCUUCAUCGCUUUGUGUGUGAGACCUGUGACAAAGCGUUUCCUUUAAACAUGGCAUUAGACUUGCACAAGUCCACACACGACGCUUCUGAAUCCAAGGACGAGUCUGCUUCCUCCCAGCCUUCCAGUACAGAGUCCCCUAUAUCUGAAAAAAGUAGCUUCAUGGACUCGCUGGGUUUGCAACACAUUUCUCAGGUCAAACCUGUACCCUCAGAGGAGGAUGCCUAUCAAGCAGUGCUAGACAGUAUCCAUGUAAUCCACGUGGAUCCAUCGUCGGCCCAAAACGAUUCUAGCUUCCCUGGGGGGACUAGCCUGUCUCUGGUGGAUCCAACGUCGCUUCGGGGUUUGUCCCAGAAUGAGGCACUCAAACUUCUUUCCUUACAGCCAUUUCAGACUUGUUUUCUUGUCCAGCCAGAUGGUGGGAUGGUAGUAAAGCCAGUUUGUGGUGAGACCGGAAUGGAACUAGCUGACAUACAGCAGAUCCUCAAAGUGGCUUCUGCUGCCCCAGACCAGAUCAGCCCCCCUCCUUUGUCCAAGGCACCAUGCAGUGCAGUGCAGUCAAACUACAAGCAGAUGCCCCCACUCAAGCCAAAGCCUCUGGUGGCUCCUAGGACCAAUAUGACAAACUCCACUCCCCCUCCCCUUUUAAGCACCCAGCAGGCAUCACUAGGUUGCAUCAGCCCCAGUCUACCACCUCCUGCUGGCCAGUUUCCAAAUGCUGCCAAGGAACUGUCGCCAUCUUCAUCUUCAUCAUCUUCAACUUGCAACCAGGCUUCUAUUGAAAAGAUGCAAAUGGAAGCUGAUUGCAUGGGUGAUGCCCACACUCCUAUGGACACAGAUGACCAACAAACUAAGCCAACAGAAGAAAAGAUAAGGGAGCCAUCUGGGAAAAAGGGAGCGGGUCGCAAAGGGUCAUAUCCCUGCCGUCUUUGUAAACAGGUAUUUGCAUAUUCAGGGGUAUUACAGGCACACAUGCAUUAUCAUUUGGGUGUCUUGCCCCACCAGUGUAAUAUUUGUGACUACAUUGCUCCUGACAAAGCCACACUGAUCCGUCAUCUCCGCACCCAUACCGGUGAGCGACCUUACGUCUGCAGAGUCUGCCAUUACCCAUUCACUGUUAAAGCCAACUGUGAGCGUCACCUUCGCAAGAAACACAUGAAGAACACCCGAAAGGAAAUCGAGAAAAAUAUCAAGUACGUCACCUCAUCCACGUCAAUGCCCGAUGGAUUAGAACAAACUGGGGAAAGUGCCUGUCAUUUAUGUGGUGAGGACCUUAAGACCUUUCGAGCCCUAAAGAUCCACAUGCGUGUCCACAAUGGCUUCCAGAGAAAGCCGUUUGAGUGUAAGCGCUGUGGAGCAGCCUUUUUAGCCAAGCGUAACUGUAUCCACCACCUUCUGAAACAGCACCCUGAGAUUAAAGAGCAGGAUAUCGAAGAGCAUAUAGCUGCCAUCACUGUCGCUCCUUCUCAAACAAGUCCUAAACCUUCUCUAGUCAAUGGAAUGCUACCAAGUGCUUCACCCUGUUCCAUUAAAGUGGAGGAUCUAAGUUUCUAUGCCACAGAUCAGGACCAACCGCUGGACUUUUCAAACAAAAAUCGAGGAGGUAGCAAUGAUGGAAAUAUCAGUGUUUCUCCUGUAAUCAAAAUGGAGUCUACCACUUACGAUGAUUCCAUGGAGCCCAUUGAUCUCUCUAUUCCCAAGAAACCUGAGAAAAAUACGAAGGCAAAUCCCGAUGCAGUGCUGCACAGAGAAGUAAAAAAAGAACAGACAUCCUUUAACAUAAUGGAUCACACACUUGUCCUGCAAACAGAUAGAACCAUUGAUGAGAAACCACAGCAGCAUGGGUGCUACCAGUUUCCUGUUGCCUUGACCACCAUUAGUACAACCAGCUCAGCAGGUCGUGUCUCGCGGCUAAAGCCCCUUCUACCUAAGCCAAAUUCUGCUGACGUGAAGGAGCUCCCGCCAUUAGCGUCUAUUGCCCAGAUUAUCUCCUCUGUCUCUGGUGCCCCCGACCUACUGAAACGAGACAGCCCUAAUGGCUGUCUUGAUUCUGUCUCAGAGAGCUCAGCUGAGGAGUUUCUUCAGGAGGGAUCCAAAAGGAGAAGAAAUAAAAGGCAGGCCAACAACAUAUCAAAGGAAAAGCCCACGAUGAAUUCAACAGACCUCAGUGUUGAUCUCGAGUCCAGUGGGGAAUUUGCUAGUGUGGAGAAGAUGUUGGCCACCAGUAAUGCCAAUAAAUUCAGCACCUACUUAAAGACCAACAUUAUGGAGCUAGAAAGGAAAGAGGGAGGACAAUCAUGCAACGGUGACAAGAACGAAGCGAAAGAAGAAAAACACAUGCAAGGCAAGCAGUCUUCACAACCCCAGCAGUCCAAAGGGAAAAAGAAUGCAUACUCAAACUCUGUGCAAAAAAUGACUUGCCCGUUCUGUCCCAGAGUCUUUCCGUGGGCCAGCUCACUCCAACGCCACAUGCUGACACACACGGGUAACAUGGAAAUCAUGUUUAAAUGUCAAAAGCCGUACCCCUGCCCUAAAUGCGAAGCCCUAUUCUCAACCAAGUCCAACUGCGAGCGGCAUCUUUUACGCAAGCACGGCGUUACCAAUAGAAACCUCCGGCAAAAUGGCACCACGCCGAAAACCAAGGAGUCAGACGACUGCUCACCAGAGAGCGCAGAGAGCAUGUCUGAAACAGAGCUCCCUAGUGGUGAGGCAAUGGAGUUGACCAAUUCUGGAGCUGAAAAGCCUGCUGCAUCUGAUGCUGAAAAGCCCUCCCCUGCCAAGCCCACAGAAGCAGCUGCAGUAAAAGCUCUUCUUCACCAGGGGGAGCAAGAACACCAAGAUGUGCAUGAGUCAUUGAAAAAAAAAAGCACCGUUAAUGACGAUGAUACCCACAGCAAUAAAAGCCUGGACCUGAACUUUGCCAGUAAAUUAAUUGACUUUACGUUCUCAGAGGGUGAACAGCCGAAGUCCUCUCCUGUUGUAGACAGUGAUUCACAUGAACAGGACGAGUCCAAGCUGACCUGCAAGAGCUGCAACAAGAGCUUCAAAUACGCCGCCACUCUAGCACGACACGAAAGAGUUCACGCGUUAGAACUUGCAGCCGACGCCACUAACGUGGACUCCAAAACGGACGACGCGGCAGAGUCUUGCGAACCGAAAAAGGAUGACGUAGAAGACGAGGCGGAGAAAGCGGAGCUAAACGGGACAGCAGAAAGUGAAGGAGCAGGCAGUGCGAUGGACAGUGGCUCCGAGGAUGACCGAGAGGAGAGGAGUGAUGAAGAAGGAGGUGCAACUGAACCAAAGAGCUGUGAAGGGGAGGCUGAACUGUCUGGGAGCAAAACUGACAAGAGGAAGAAAAUCUGCGUAGUGUGUGGCAAACGUUUCUGGAGCCUUCAGGAUCUGACAAGACACAUGCGCUCUCACACGGGUGAACGACCCUACAAGUGUCAGACCUGUGAGCGCACGUUCACCCUGAAACACAGCCUGGUCAGGCAUCAGCGUAUACACCAGAAACCCCGUGGUGCGGACGGAGAGAUGGGCAGAGCUGGAGAGGAGGAGGGAUUCAGCGGGGGCUCGGCCAGCGAGAGGGUGUCCACCCCGAACAGCACGAACCCUCCGUCUGAAAACGAGAGCGAAAACACAAAGGAGAAAAAGCAAGAGUCUGCCUCGGCUACAAACAGUGAGCCCGAACUUAGUAAUGAAGCUUCUGUCACAGAGGAGGCAGAAUCCGAACCAGCUACCGACACACCCAAAGAGCCUCCAGCAGAGCAACUAGCCCCAGAUUCACCAGAGGUGGAGCAAACCGACAGAUUUCUGCAAGGCCUGCUGGAGAUCCAUUCCAAGCCUGACAUCGAGUGCAUCCUUCCUACCAGCGAGCCUCCUCUCAUCGGCGUGGAGUGAAAGAGUAACUCCAGUGUGAGUGCCAUACAAUAAGUACUUUUGUACUGCAAAAACAUUUUAAACAGCAACAAAAAGACCAUUUACAAGUGCCUUGCUACUUUUUUUUGCUAUAUCUUUAUCUACUACCAGAUGAUUUAGUUGAUUUUUUUUUAGAGUAUUUUAUAUAUAUAAAAAAAAAAUCUUUUUUGAAAAUGCCACAUAAAGCAAUACAUAAAUGAACACUUUAGUCUGAUGAUUUGUAUAUGAUUAAAAGACUGAACAGAGAACGGUCCUAUAAGGCUGUUAGAAGCUGGCACAUGGCUACUGAGACUACUGUGUGACGACUUGUGCAUACAAGCAUAACUGGAAUAUGCGCUUAUAUUUCAAAGGGCUGUUCACGGACUCAAAUCCACCUUCUAGCUUUAGUAAUAGAAAGGCAUCCAGAAUACCUGAAACAGUGAAUUUUAUUCUGGCUUUUGUAUUACAUAAAAGACGGCACGGUGAGUUGAAGUGGCUUCGAUCUGGAAGGCAGAUCUGCAUUAUGGGUGACUCUCUGUGCGGUGUGCAACAACUCAGUAUAUAACAUGUGGGCAAUAUUUGCCUAUAAUAGCACGUUUUUGUUCCCAGUUACGUCCUGUUUUAACCUUUAUAUUAUUUCAGGCAGAAAGUCAAGGACAGGUUUUUUACAGAGGGAUGUGCAGUGUUUUUUUUUUUCUUUCUUAAAAUCUAAAAGACUCAAGAAGAAGGGCUUUAGCUCCAGCGUCACUUACAAAACAGAUCUAAGCAGAAAGAGAGUCCAACUUAAAACGUCUUCCAAAACCAUUCUACUUCAGGCCUUACUUGUGUUUCUCCAGAGGUCUUAGGAUGGACCUCCUGCUUCCAAACGCUAGUUGUUCUUAUUACUUGAAAUCUGUCACCCUGCUGCCUCCUGUCUGGCUACGGCACCAGUUCCAGGACCAUCAUCCUCCUGAGCAUCUCUCCUAGUUAGGAGAUCAGGUCAAUCAUGUGAUCACAUGUGGAGUUGGGUUUUUAUGUCAUUUAAAUUUUUUUUUCCACAAAUGUGUAAACCUCAACCUCUAAGUGAACCUCAAAGAGCAGCAAAGCGAACUGACAGCGUAAUUACGACCGGGCGACUACCAUUUACCACAGAAAAUUUUAACAGGAACCGAAAACCGUUUGCAUUUGUCGUGCGAGUGCUAUGGAACAGAGUAUUAGUAAGCGAGCGUUUCUUCGACGGGAGACGAGCAGUCCUGUACAGGACGGCGUAUUCCCUCACCGCAGUGGCCACCGGCACAAGACUAGUGUUGGAUGAACUUGAAUGAAAAAUGCAAUCUCUUCCUCAGUCUGCGUAUCGUAUUCUGAGACUCCGUUUCUCCUGAUGCCUUUUCCUGGGAUGCUACGUGUGAGUGUGUUGCGUGUGUAUCCACGUGUGUAUAUAUUUCUGUUGAGAAUGCACACGGACUGUUUUAAAUGUAUUUAUUGUAGCCCAGUGUGGGUAAAGAAGUAAAAAUAUGGAGAAGCCAUGUAUUAUGCUGCAGAGAGAAAUGUUUUAGACUCGAUACUUUAGUAGCCCAGCUGAUCUGGGUCUUUUUGGGUUUUUUUUUUCUUCCCCUAGCAAUAAUCAUUAUUGAUCCAAAGGCUUUAUGUAGAUGUUUUUAUGUUUUAUAGACUCGGUGGUCAAUUUUGUCUUUUUUUUUUUUUUUUUUUUGGCUAUCAUUAUUAUCACUAUUAUAUCAGUUUGGAUAAUAUGAGUUCGUUUUUUUUUUCUCUUUGAUAUACGAGGCAUAUAAAACUGUGAAAUUUAUUGUUUGUUGGGUAAAUCUUUAGGGUAGAGUUGCAUGUUAACCUUUUUUAAGUUCUAUUAAAUGGAUGUUUUUCUGUUCCUUUUACUUUCUCACACUGUCUUGCUCUCAGGGUUUUUACAUGAUGCUUAUUUGAAAUGUACUUUCCUGAGUUGCAAAUAUUCUCCCCAACUCUUGAUUUUGGAACAAUUUGAACUGUCAAUCACUACUUCUAGCACUUGACUGUGAAUUAAAAACGAGUGGGAUGGAUAAAGAUGUUCUGAAUCCAUGCACACCCACAUUCCUCUCAUCAAUUAUUCUUUUUUUUUUCUUUUCUUUUUUUUUUCCUCUGGUCGUUUAUUUCCUGGUUCCUUCAUGCUCUUUCUCCUUUAAAUAUGGCAAAAACUACAAACUGAUGACAAAAGUCUUGCCAUCUGACUCCGAUUGAUAUUUAAAGGGAGCUUUGCGUCGCUGCUACACACAUAAAGCGUAAUUCUACUGGACUUGAACAGAAGCAGAAUCAUCAAUAGUAUUUUGGUACACUACUCCUGCUCUUCACACGAGUGCUUUUUGAAAUCAGAAAUUUAAGCUGUUCUGUAUCAAACCUUUAAAGCAAUAAAAUUAUAUUAAUGCAAAAUGA